UGUAAAAUUACCGUUUUGCUUUUGACUGUUUGACUGUUUGUUUGUCGUUUGCUUAUGAAGCAAAUAUUUUAUUAUUAAAAAAACAAAAUUGAGCUCUUUAUUUAUCUUACUAAUAGCCAAUUAUGGAAUUUUAGUAUACAUUUGUUGAAUUGCCAAAAAGGCAAAAAGAAUAUCAGAAUUUCGUAAUAAUGAAUAAGAAGCCACUCUAUCCAUCUAGUGAGGAAGAGGACUAUUUCGACGCUUCGGAAAAUGCCCUAAAUAACAGAUUACAAAAAAAUAAAGUCGUAAUUCUAAAACCGAGGAUUGAACGAAAAUUACUAGAAGAAUUACCAUUUGAUAAUCAAAACAAAAAAGAAUGCGAGAAUAUUUCGAUGGUAAAAACGAACUCAAAUGAUAUUUUCGAAAAGAAUUGCAAAUUCAAACAAAAGUCCACAGUAAAAGUUGAUGAAAAAUCACAAUCGUUACCUACUGAUGAAUGUAAAUUUCAAGAUGAGGUCAAUUUCGCAAAAAGUAUCAUUUCAGAUGCAAAUGCGUCCGAACGGAGCCAAUUUCUCCAAUUUUUAAUCAAUGGCAAUGGAAAAUUAUAUUUGGCCACUUUGAGAAGAAACAAAAUCGAUUUCUCCCUCAUUUCUUCUAUUAUUAAUAAAACAAAUCCACAGGAGGUGGAAAAAGUUUUUCUCUAUUUGUACAAAGUUUUAUUCGACACUCAUGGAAACAAAACGGAAAAAUUGAAGAUUUUCGAAAAACACGGAUUUUGUGUUAAAAAACUAUCGAAAAUACUCGCCGGUUCAGGAUCGAAGUUUCCAACCACUUUUCUCGCUCUCUCAACACUUUGGUUCGAUAAUUACGAUAGUUCAACAAAUUGUCUAAGAAUUCUUGAAAAAGAGGGAAUUUCCUCAUCGCAAAUAUCGAAUUUAUUCGAAAAAACGGGAGAAUCUUGUAUUUAUAGAUUUCAACAAUUCUAUAAAUUUUUAUUCACCGAGAGCGGAGAGAAGAAACAAACAUUGAAGAAUUUAGAGGCAAACGGAAUUAAUUUGUCAUUAAUAUGUGACGUUUUGUAUGAAUCAACGGAAAAAUUUCCAAUUUUGUACUUUUCUUGGUUUGAUAAAAACAACGAGAAAUUGCAACGUUUGCAAAAUCUGGAAAAAUUGGGAAUUACUCUACUUCAAGUGUGCAGAGUUCUGAGAUAUUCGGGUCAAGAUGCGAAUGACGCUUUCGGAAAAUUGUACUUUAUUUUCUUCGAAUAUGAAGGGACGGAAACAUUUUAUUUACAAACGUUGAAAAAAGAUAAAGUGAAACCGGAAAAUAUAGUGAAUAUUUUGGAGGAAACGGGCACUCAAGUUGAUGAUAUUUUUCUCCACUUACACGCCCUUUGGUUUUAUAAUAAUGGCGAAAAAACUCGUUGCCUAAAAAUUCUCAAUUCAAGGGGAAUAAAUUUAUCCGAAAUUUGCGAACGUUUGCGAGGCGAAGGCAUUAACGCCGUAGAGGAGUUUAAAAAAUUCACAAAUUCAUCGAAAAUAAAUAAAGAUGUAAAAAUUAAAAACGCUCAAACGGAGCGAUUGAUGCCAAUUCGAAAAUUAAUAACAUCCCAUCGAAAGGAAAACGAAUACGCCGAAACUGUAUUUAAAAAUACAAACAGUUUGGAAUUUCAAGAAUUUUUUACUUUUCUCCGGGAAAAUAAUAAAUAUUUUGAAAUUCUCUCCAGGAAUCGAAUAAAUUCGAAGUAUUUCAAAAUUUUCAGAGGCUGUAAAUCAGCGUACGAAGCGAUACGAACAUUCAACGAAUUGUACAAUUCGUGGUUUAAGGAAAAUGGUCAAUUGAAGGCGUGGUUGAAAAAUUUACGUCGAAAGAACGUGAAAUUAAAUGAUCUCUUAGUGAUUCUCUUUGGAUCAGGAGACAAAGCAGCGGUAGCAUUUCGAAAAUUAUAUUAUCUCUUCUUUGACGCGAAAGGAAAUAAAACUCGCCACCUGACAUCAUUCGAGGAAAAUGGAAUCACUAUUCCACGGAUUAAAACAAUUUUCCAAAAAACAGGGGCCAAUGCCCCGGAAAUAAUAAAAGAAUUCCAUGAUUUUUGCUUCAACUUCGAUGGUGAAAACAAAAGAUACUUGAAUAACCUAAAAAAAGAGAAUAUCACCUUAAUCGCUAUGAUCGAAAUUCUAGAACCUGCUGGUUGCGAAAUAAAACAAGUCUUCCUUGAAUUAUAUCGUCUUUGGUUUGAUUUUCAAGAUAAGAAAACCGAGAGUCUCGAGAAAUUGGAGAGUAACGGAAUUUCUUUAAAAACAAUAACGAAUAUUUUGAUCAAAGAGGGAAAAAAUGCUCCCGCAAGUUUCAAAAAUCUGGUAAAACUUGUACUGAACAACGAAGGAGAACUACAAGAUUACAUAGCAAAUCUUGAAUCAGAACUCGAAUUAACAGCAAUAAUUAAAUUUGCAUCCGAAUUCGAUGUUUUGUAUUUCAAAAAAUUGUACAAUUUCUGGUUCGAUUCGAGAGGUGAAAAAACUGAUUGUCUUCGAGCAUUUGAAAAAAAUGGAGUCUCAUUGAAAUGUUUGGUGAAUCUUUUAACGGGAACGGAAACAAAGGUUUGUGUGAUUUUUACAAAAUUGUAUUGUGAAUUAUUCGAUGAACGUGGCAAGAAAACGGAGUGUUUGAAAAAUAUUGAAAAAGUCAUGGAAUUAAAAUCAAUGUUGGAAAUUAUUUGUGGAGCAAAUACAAAAGUUUACGAAACUUUUGGAAAUUUAUACAAACUCUGGUUUGAUAACGAAGGAAAAAAGACUGAUUGGCUUAUAAUGGUGGAAAAGAAGAAUUUUAAUUUGAAGAUCCUAUCGAGCUUAUUAAAUGAAUCAGGAGAAAAAGCUGCUGAAUGCUUUGAAGAAUUUUUCAAUAAAUUAGUCCACGCGUAAUUGAGGACCAAAUACUCGAAGAUUUUUUAAAAAAAGUAAGAGUUUGAAAAUUUUAUUAAUAACAUAAAUUAUUGUUUUUAUUUUAUAUUUUUAUAUUCUCUUUAUGUAUUUUUACUUAUACUCUCAUAACUUUUAUAUUCUAAUUACAAAAAAAAAUCUUUAUUUUUUUAUAUCCCUUCUUAGAGCAGGUUUUGAGAAGUGAAACACUAUUUUCUUGUAAAAUAAAUACACAAUUUUAUUUACAUGUA
Leptopilina heterotoma is the source of this 3148-nucleotide messenger RNA. RefSeq lists its product as uncharacterized. The coding region runs from base 189 to 2900 and encodes 903 amino acids. The record is from RefSeq and is a predicted model, not a curated record. The transcript is spliced from 3 exons. Lineage: Eukaryota; Metazoa; Arthropoda; Insecta; Hymenoptera; Figitidae.